Molecule: messenger RNA, 879 nt
Organism: Colletotrichum gloeosporioides
Lineage: Eukaryota; Fungi; Ascomycota; Sordariomycetes; Glomerellales; Glomerellaceae
Product: Myb-like DNA-binding protein myb-1
Exons: 1
Coding region: 1-879 (292 amino acids)
Biological process (GO): positive regulation of transcription by RNA polymerase II; mitotic cell cycle
Cellular component (GO): nucleus
Molecular function (GO): RNA polymerase II cis-regulatory region sequence-specific DNA binding; DNA-binding transcription factor activity, RNA polymerase II-specific
Source: RefSeq, a predicted model, not a curated record
AUGGCUCAAAGAAGAGGACCGUGGUCCCAGCAGGAAGACGGUUAUCUCAUGCAGCUCGUCAGCGACCAAGGCCCCUUGAACUGGGUUCGCAUUGCCCAAGCCCUCGGAACCCGCACGCCCAAGCAAUGCAGAGAACGCUUUCACCAGAACUUGAAGCCCACACUUAAUCAUGAGCCCAUCACAGCCGAGGAGGGCGCCCAAAUAGAGAUUCUCGUCGGCGAGAUUGGCAAGAGGUGGGCCGAGAUUGCAAGACGUCUGCAUGGUCGCAGCGAUAAUGCAGUCAAGAACUGGUGGAACGGAAGCCAGAAUCGCCGCAAGCGUCACGAUCGUCGCAGAGCCAACCAGAGCACUUCUGGCUACGACGACAGAAGAUAUGGCCACUCUGCCUUCACACGCCCGACUCUCACCCUCAACCCUCACCCGUCAGCACUCCCGCUUCCAAGGCACGCCGUGUCGUCGCCUCUCUCCCCGACGUUCUAUGGUCACAGCCACAAUCAUACUUUUUAUCAUUUGGAAUCGCCUCUGCCGUCACCUUGUUCAACCUCGUCCCCUGGCAGCGACACACUUGACGCCGAGGCCUCGACUGUCUCCGAUGCCGCGUCAAGCUACACCACAUCUCCCCAAUGCCUUUCCAGAGGCACAUCGCCAUCUCUCCAACUCCCUCCUCUUCGUCAUCUAGACACUGGCUCCCAGCCUCGAUCAUUACCUAGUUUCGGUUCUCUGCUUCAUGCACCGAGCGAAAGGAAAGAGCACGGUCGACUACCGUCGUUGGGAUCGCAUCUUUUGACGGCGCCAAACUCGCCGGUAUCGAGCACCGUCGCUUCACCUGUACCAGCGGAUAAGGACUCCCGGAUGGACGUUUCAGCCCUUCUUGGAUGA